Molecule: messenger RNA, 1821 nt
Organism: Rotaria socialis
Lineage: Eukaryota; Metazoa; Rotifera; Eurotatoria; Philodinida; Philodinidae
Source: the annotation of a GenBank genome assembly
AUGAUUGUUCUUCGUCAAAGUCAGGCACAUAAACAUCAACGAAAUGGUCAUCUCAAAACUGUAAAAAUACUUGCUACUUGUCUUAUUUUUACGUAUCUACUGACUAUUCUGUUCUUUCGCCUACCAGAGCAAUAUACAAAUCUAUCAUCAAAUAUGGUAUUGAUAUAUUUUUCUAAAUUAGUCACAUAUUAUUGGAGAAAAAUAUUUUUGGUACCGAUUCAAAUGGAACAAGCUGUGUUGAAUCGUGUAGCUCAACUGAUCCGUGCACCAGCUGCUGACAUUUCUCGUCCAUCAGCUACUUUGAAACGGCCGAUUAAACAUGUUUUUAUCAUAGUUCUAGAAUCUAUUCGAGCCGAUGCUGUGCCAUUAAAUGAGAGUCUUGCCAACGCUGUCAACUUGAAUUUCACGUUCAAUACAACUGCGGAAACUGUCACACCACUGCUCAGCUCUUUGUGGACGAAUUCUGUACAUACAAUUGCAUCAGUUGCGUCAUCGUAUACAUUAAAAAGUCUUCUCAGUAUUUUUUGUGGUAUCUAUCCAAUCAAUGUUAAUUUUCUCAAAGAAGCAAAUCCCGAGAAUAUAUUAUAUGAAAAAUGUUUACCAGAACUACUCCGCGAAAUUUUUCUAACGAAUAACAAUGAGCCAGCUUUUAGUUCAGCCUUUUUUACGGCAGCACGUGAUGAUUUUGAUCAUCAGCGUGAAAUAAUUGACAAGAUGAAAUUCGAUACUGUAAGGAGUGCUUCGAAUAUUUAUCAUGAGAUAGGAUAUAUAUCCGAUCUUGGUAUGUUUGGACCUGCUGAUCCACAUAUCUUACCUCUCUUGUGGAAAUGGAUUGAUCAAAAUUUAGCAGAACAACCAACAAAACAUUUAAUGACGAGUUUAUUAAUCACUGGAACGCAUGAACCUUUUCCUAUGCCGCAUAAUCAGCGACAGGAUGAAUAUUAUUAUUAUAUUGAUGAGAGCCACAUCAACAAUUAUCUCAAUGCCUUACAUAUUACUGAUAAAUUUAUAAAAGAAAUUAUCGAUGGUUUUGUAUCACGUCAUUUAUACGACGAUACCCUUUUCGUUAUCACGAGUGAUCACGGCUAUGUAUUUAACGAUCAUGGAAGAGAAACACUUGGGUUACUGAGUACGCCUUUGGAGUCUGCAUUGUCAGUUCCCUUAAUAUUACACAAUCCACAUCUCGAAGCUAAACAACUCAAUGGUCAAUUUACCACCAUGGAUAUUUUGCCAACUAUCAUAGAUGUACUAUUAUCUUCAAUCAAAUCUGCUGAACACCCCACCAAUCAACUAUUGUCUGUACCAAGUGGUAAAUUACAAUCAAUAUUAUCUCGAUACGAAGGAACAUCAGUUCUACGCAUGCCAAUUGCACAACAACCCGCUCGGCACACAUUCCAGUUGUCUAAUCCCGGUAAUUCUUAUAUUAUUGUAAAACAAUAUCCAAGAAAACUCACCUAUGAUGUUGCAAAUGAUCAAGUACAUUUGUAUCAUCUAGGAUAUGAUCCUUUGGAAUUAGUUGAUUUAAUCGUGCUCGAUGAUGCAAUUGCAGCUUCACAUCCACCAUGGGUUGAUAUACUCUGUGACAAAAGUAGAAUAAAAAAAUGGAAAGGACUUUGGCAAAAUGAAAAAGUGAAUACAGAUACUCAACAUAACCUUCUAUUGGAAAAUAAAACUUUUCUGUCAAUAGAAAAGUCUAAUGCAAUUAAUAAUAGCAGUGUACGCUUGAAGGAUAUGUUAGAUUGGGCUGAUCAAGCUUUUGAAGUGGCUCGCCUUUGGAAAAAUCUUGUGAAACAACGUUACCACUACAACUCAGAUCAAUGA